AAGCUAACAGAGCAAAAGGUCCACCACAAAGCUACGACAGUCGAGUGGCUGGACGAGCUACACAGACGUUUACCAAAGAUCAGGAACCUCUACCUCACAAUCAAGAGGCGAGCACAAAGAAAUCAAAUUGGUUUAUACUAGCUCGUAAAAUUGAUAUUGGAUAUUGGAACAAAAGUUCGAAGGUUGUUUCGUUUUGUCCUGCUACAGUUUAGAGUCAUCUGUAUUUGCCCAUACACAGCGAUUAGCACAUUGUGGAAUCGGCGUCAUGUUGUACGCAAUAAAUUAGUGAGCACGACGUAUCGAAAGACUUUCCGGUCUAUUAACAUUCAAACCGCCAGGGAUCUAUGCAUAUUACCCAUUUUGAACUCAAUCUGGUACACGUUCAGUGCACGUGACCUGCAUUUUGACGUGCUUCUCUUCGAGCUUUAAUUGUCCGCCGGGGUUCAUUACUGUGCUCCACUGACAACCGACUUUCAUAAAACCUGUUAUCAUCCCAAUGUCAUCGUCAAAUAUUCUGCUAAUUACAGGCAAACCAGGUAUUGGAAAAACCACUUUAAUCUCUCGUGUCUUCGAUGAACUCUCUAAAAAGUCAGGAAUUCAUGUCGUAGGCUUCAAAACAGAAGAAGUUCGUCAAACAUCGUAUUCUGGUGGAAGAUCAACUCGUCUAGGAUUUGACAUAGUAUUGCUUGACUCAUCUCGAAGAUAUCCUCGAGCUUCAUUGGCACGUCUGGCGACGACGGCAGCUGAUGAAUCAAAUCAACGUAGAUUACCUCGUGUUGGUCAGUACAGCGUAGAUAUACCGUCGUUUGAGAGUUUAGCUGUUCCUUGUUUACAGUCAAUUAUGAAGAAGUUAGACAAUUUAUCUUCAAAUAUCAUCAACACAGAACGACAACAACAACAACAGCAACAACAACAACAUGAUGCCGAUUCAACAGUGUGUAUUAUUAUUGAUGAAAUUGGUAAAAUGGAGUUGUGCUCAACAAAAUUCACUGCUUUAAUUGAACAACUGAUUUCAUCCAUUCUCAGCUUGAGUAAAAAAACGACUAAUAAUAAUCAAUCAAUCAGGGAAAGGCGAUCAAAAGUUGUUCUUUUAGCAACUGUACCAUCAUCGAAACGAUUCGAUGGUGGUGCACGUGGUAUUCCUUUUGUUGAUCGUCUAUGUUCAAUGAAAGAGGUUUGUAUCACUGAGAUCGAUAUAUAUAAUCGUGAUUCAGUUGCUCAAGACAUAACAAAACGCAUAUUAAAUUCUGAGUCGAUGUAGUGCUUGUCAAAUUGAGUCGAGUCGGGGUUUGGAGCAAAAGUGGAGAGUGUGUGUGUGUGGGGGGGCAAAUAAUUCACUGUAAUGUGUAAAUAUUACUUAUAUUUGAAUUUGAGGAUAUAUUUUGUUGGUUUUUUGAUAUGUGGAAAUAAAUUUUCAGUUAAACCUAACAAGUCUUCUUGCGUGAUAUAAGAGUGAUAUAUACACAGGUGACUCAUCAAUAUUCAUUAUUUAUUUCCCACACUUGCAUAAUCAUUGAUUUCCCGCAUCUGCGUGAUUAUUGAUUUUAAUUACUGAAUUCCCAUGGUUUGUUAAUAUUUUUAAAAUGUGACAUUGAUUUUCCUAACUGUAUAAAUACGGAGAUUUUGUUUAACAUUUUGACUGCUGUUAGAGACAGUAAAAGCUCUCGUAUCAACGUCCAGUCUUCUUUCUUUGUCUUGCGUGCCCAGCGGUAUUGUUGUUGUUGUUGUUGUUGACGUGCGAUUAGGACAAAUUAGCCAGCUCAUUAAGUUAGAUUCGCUCGUAGUCUACCAGGUCCUAAUAUUCACAUACAUAACAAAGAGUAGAUUAAAAUUUGGACACUGUGAUAGGUUGUCAUUCCUAUAUUAUUAUUAUGAUUGUUAUUAUUCUCUUGGAUUCCGACUGGCAUAUAGGGUUUCAACAGCUCGUCUUCACUUUGUCCUAUUCUUGGCGGUUCGGUUUAGCCUACCUCAUGGUUACUCAUAGUCUCGCAUCUCCCCCUUGCACGAUCUCCUCCAUGUCACCUCGGAUCCACAUUUAACUCGUCGUUUUUUUAUUAGGGUUACACUCGAGUGAUGUCUUUCGACGGUCUCCUCAAUGUGUGCCCAGUCCAUCUCCAUUUUCUUCGGAAUAUAUGUUGAACUAUUAAUAUAUGUGUAGAACUUGGGCACUAUGAUAGUAAGUAAUUCCAUAUUAGUUUGUUAAUUAGAUAUAUCACACAGUAUUAGUGUCUACUGGAUGACGUUUCGAACAAAAUUUAUUGUUCAUAAUCAUUUCAUCAAUUAUAAUCACACGACUUCGAAACUUGAGUUUUAUAGUUUUCUUUGUUUUCUCCUAUUUGUCGUCGUAGGGGUAGUAGAAUUUUCUAGAUAUCUGGGUAGACAGGUGUUGGAUCAUUCCUAUUACACGUAUUCUCUCUCAGUUGAUUCGAUAAACAAAGCUUCUGUUAGCAAUCUCUCCCUCCAUCCAGCUGUGACAUUAGAUUUUAAAACUGUCAUUUUAUCCCAUC
This is a messenger RNA of Trichobilharzia szidati, 2507 nucleotides long. Lineage: Eukaryota; Metazoa; Platyhelminthes; Trematoda; Strigeidida; Schistosomatidae. The record is from the annotation of a GenBank genome assembly.